Ostreobium quekettii is the source of this 1653-nucleotide messenger RNA. The record is from the annotation of a GenBank genome assembly. NCBI's taxonomy places the organism in Eukaryota, Viridiplantae, Chlorophyta, Ulvophyceae, Bryopsidales, Ostreobiaceae.
AUGGUUGAUAAGAGCGGUGCACAAAAGAACGCAGAUUGCUGUGGGCAUAACACUGCCACUGUCGGUGUAGGUGCGGCACCACUCGACCCAAGCAGCGCGGGAGGGCAGGCUGCCAGAAUUCCUUGCAAGGGCACAAAGAAAGGCAUGGAUGCUCUGAAGGAGGGAGCCACGGACAGCGGAGCCCCCACUGGGUGGCCUUCAAACGGCCGGGAGGAUGCCGCUGCCGACCGCCCUUGCUCUUCCCCAUUCUUCUGCUUCGGUUGCCCGAACGGAGACAAUCGUAUCUCAUUCGUCGAGCAGGAUUGGGUGGACUUGGAGAAGAAGAUCACAAAGGCUGGAGACAGCGGCCUGCUUGGUGGUAUGACUGUUGUCAUCAGGGAGCUGCGCGAGCUUUUCAAGAACAGGAAACUCAUGGUCACCGACAGUAGAGCCGGCAACGUGUACGAGGUCGUUCUCCCUAUAGUGACUGAUGGCACUCGCUUGGCCAACGCCCUCGAGCGGAUGCGAAAGAUGAAGACAAGGAACCAGACUGAGGCGCAAGCAGUCCUCGAAGAGGUGUGCACCGAAUGGCGGGCGAUUUGCAACGUGCAGGAUGAAGCAGUCAGAGCUGAGAAGGACAGAGAUAUUCAACAGCUCACAACGGAACUCCAGAACGUUCUAAAUCAGGCAGACAAUCUGAGGGCGGCAAAGGAGACUGAAGCGCAGCAGCUCAGAAGCCAGAUUGUACAAGUUCAGAAGCAAAUGAAAGAGCUCAAGGUGGCAAAGGACGGCGAAGCCCAGCACCUCAGAAGCCAACUUCAGAACGCUCUAAAUCAGGCAGACAAUCUGAGGGCGGCAAAGGAAACUGAAGCGCAGCAGCUCAGAAGCCAGAUUAUACAAGUUCAGAAGCAAAUGGAAGAGCUGAAGGUGGCAAAGGAGGGCGAGAUCCAGCAGCUCAGAAACCAGGCUCGGCAAGCUGAGAAACAAAUGGACGAGCUGAGAGCCCAGAAAGUGCAAACUGACGGUGACAAUGUUGAAAAAGGCGAGGAAAUCAAGCGCCUGAGUGGCGAUGUCGCGGUCUUGAGAAGCGAGAACGACAGGCUUCGGAGGGACUUGGCUGUCCCUCCCCCUCAGCAGACGCCACCGAUGCCCCACAGCAAUCUCUAUGUUGGUCAUCUGCCGGACUGGCUUGAGAGCAAAGAGCUGAGCGAGCUCUUCGCGCGAUUUGGCACGAUCACUGCCCACUGCGUGAUGCCUGCAGACAAGAGUCACGAGCACAAGUACGGGCUUGUCGAAUUUGCAACCGUGGAAGAGGCAGCUACGGCAAUACGGGAAAUGCACGGAUAUGCCAUAGGCGACCAACAACUCGAGGUGAAACUAGCCAACAAACCGCGGAAAGAGGCUCCCAGGAAGUCCCCCACCGGAGGACCAAGGAAGCUUUACGUCAAUGGAUUUCCUCCCGACUGGAAAACGAGGGACCUGGAGCAGCUUUUCAGAGGCGUGGGCACAAUCACAGAUAUCCGUGUGCUCCAGAGCAGUGAAUCGAACAAGGGACCGUUUGCCUUUGUCAUGAUGUCAGGGGCAGACGAGGCAGCAAGGGCAAUCGAGAUGUGGAACCGCCGCACACCGCACGGAUGCGUGGGGCCUAUUGUGGUGGAGUAUUCCCGAAAUUGA